GCUUGUGCAUCCAUUGUUUCUCUAUUCUCCGUUGGUGCUGGUCUGUCAGACUGUCAAUUGGCUUUCUUGUCAUCAUUCGGUUGGGCCUUCGUCAGAAGCACCUGAAAUCGCAAAAUUUCCCUUCUGUCUACCCGGGAAUACAGUUCACUGCGAAGCAUGGUCAGAACACGCUGGUCGUCAUCUGCAACGGCGCUCUCGCUCCUCCUCAACACGUUGAGUCCCUCCACUGCAAAUGCCAUUCAGACCAUCUCGGCUGUCGGCGCCAAAUUCUUCUACGAGGAUGGCACGCAGUACUACAUCAAAGGCAUCGCCUAUCAGCUCGUUCCCGACGAUCCCCUGAUUGACACCGCUCAAUGCACGCGAGAUGCGACCCGCAUGGCCGAGUUGGGCACCAAUGCCAUCCGGGUGUACCAUGUGGAUCCCCAAGCCAACCACGACGGAUGCAUGAAAGCUUUUGCGGACGCUGGCAUUUACCUGUUCGUCGAUCUCGACACGUUCGAUACGCAAAUUAAUCAGGAUAACCCCCAGUGGGACCAGUCCCAGUUCGAUCGCUUCAAGGCCGUGCUCGAUGAGUUCCAACAAUAUGACAACACCGCGGGGUUCUUUGUCGGCAACGAAGUGCUCACCACCAAGGAGGGCUCCCCCGCCGCGCCCUACGUCCUCGCCGCAGCCCGCGACCUCAAAUCCUACCGCGACGAGAAGCACUAUCGGAAUAUCCCGGUAGGAUACUCAGCAGCUGAUAUCGCCGAAUUGCGACCCAUGCUGCAAAACUACUUGGCAUGCCGGCCCGACCCUGCAGAACGCCUGGAUUUCUUCGCGCUAAACGCCUACGAAUGGUGCGGUGACUCCUCAUAUGAGCAGUCCGGUUACCAGUCCCUCCAAGACCAAGCCGCGGGCUAUCCCAUCCCGAUUUUCUUCUCAGAGACCGGAUGUAACGUUGCACGACCACGCACCUUCGGCGACCAGGCUGCUAUUUUCAGUGACCCCAUGUCGGGCACCUGGUCUGGCGCCAUGAUCUACGAAUGGAUCGAAGAAACCAACGACUACGGCCUGAUAAACUAUGGUCCUCUCGCCCCCGACGCGCCCCCAACCAACGCCCUCGUCCAGGACGGCUUCACCCGCCAAGGCGAACCCACCCCGAUCGCUCCCGAUUUCGACAACCUGAAAGCGCAGUGGGCGACGUUGACCCCAACGGGCGUGGCCCUAUCCGACUACCGCGCAUCCACAUCCACCAUUUCCCCCCCGGAAUGUCCGGCAUCCACCCCAGGUGGCUGGGCCAUCGACCCCAGCUCUCCCCUACCCACCCUGGGACAGACCUUCCACCGCGCCGCCCCAUCAGCCUCUGCCACCACCGCUCCCGGGAUCUCAAGCGCCUCAGACAGCCCAAACAUCUCCCGCAACAUCAACCAAUCCAACCUCGGCGCAACCGAGUUGGCCUCCACCUCCCCGUCCAAAGAGGUGGUCAGCAACGGGGCGACUUCGCGGUCCGCCAUGAUGCAGCUCGGGGGGUUUUACCGCCUCAUUGAUGUAUCUUUCUUGCUUUGUGCAUUUAUGGGGGGCGUGGUCGUUUGGUUGUAAGUGAUUGGAUGGAUCAUGUUUCGAUCUUAUGACUUGACUAUGACUUCGGUGUAGUUCGGAAGGAAGGAUAUGUAGAGUGCUGUAAAACAUCGCCGUGCAUGAUAUGACCUGGUUACUGGCUAGCCGUAAUGAAAUGAAUAAAUACAUUGAUUUGUUUGUUGAAUUUGUUUCCUCUUUCCCUAAGUAACAAGGUUGAUGAUCUCUUACUUCUACUACAGUAACUUUGAAAUAUGAAACACAAGAGUAGAUCAGAAGAAAGAAAAUUGCCGAAGCAAGGAAUUAAUAAUCACUAAGCACAGACAAUAUAAGAUAAAAUAAGGGGAGAUAAAAGAAAAGGAUAUCACAC
Messenger RNA from Aspergillus ibericus CBS 121593, 1924 nucleotides. RefSeq names its product putative 1,3-beta-glucanosyltransferase (gene gel6). Gene Ontology annotation, cellular component: fungal-type cell wall; cytoplasm. Gene Ontology annotation, molecular function: 1,3-beta-glucanosyltransferase activity. The record is from RefSeq and is a predicted model, not a curated record. The transcript is spliced from 3 exons. Lineage: Eukaryota; Fungi; Ascomycota; Eurotiomycetes; Eurotiales; Aspergillaceae. Gene Ontology annotation, biological process: fungal-type cell wall (1->3)-beta-D-glucan biosynthetic process. Bases 157 to 1578 code for a protein of 473 amino acids.